This is a messenger RNA of Daldinia decipiens, 1442 nucleotides long. RefSeq lists its product as uncharacterized. The transcript has a single exon. Gene Ontology annotation, biological process: apoptotic DNA fragmentation. Gene Ontology annotation, molecular function: metal ion binding; nucleic acid binding; RNA endonuclease activity. NCBI's taxonomy places the organism in Eukaryota, Fungi, Ascomycota, Sordariomycetes, Xylariales, Hypoxylaceae. The record is from RefSeq and is a predicted model, not a curated record. Gene Ontology annotation, cellular component: nucleus; mitochondrial inner membrane. Bases 272 to 1357 code for a protein of 361 amino acids.
CCCACCUCGUUAACACUACUAUGUAUUAAACGCUACCUCGAGGCUGAAAAUCUCAAAAAUUCGAAGAUCCCGUCUAAGACAUUUGCUGCACGCCUCACCACCACGCGGGCGACUGCAACACCCCCCUCGUGAGCCGCAUAUUGCUCACACACCGCGCCUGACUUCCGCACCGCCCAUUUGCCCUCUUUCUUUCACGUAUUCAUUCCUCCCUUCGUAUAAAACUCAAAAGAGUGCCAACUAACUCCUAGAGGGAGUCCGCUUUUUGCCCAUCAUGUCAAAAACCACGUUAGCAGUUAUCGCAGCGGUAAGCGCAGGAGCCGGAGCCGCUAUUACAGCUACCAUGUACUCGUUACGAUCAGACCGCAAUCUAGAAAGCAAGAAUAUAUCCUCAACGACGACUACCGUCUCGGCCUCACCUACGGCGGGAGGGUCUGCACCAAUCCCUAUCCCCGCCAAACAAAUAUUCACUUCCCCAAACCAGCAAGCCGCGCACACAGGCCUAUCGACCUCGGCCCCUGCGGCCGUGAACCUCUUACCGGUCAACCCGACAGGCCUCUUCGAAUAUGGCUUCCCGGGCCCGGUAGCCGACAUCGCGACGCGACAAGCGUUGGUCUCCUCGUUCGAUCGCCGACUGCGCAACCCGCACUGGGUAGCAGAGCACAUCACGCCAGCGUCACUAGCAAUUCGAGACGGCGACCGCAAACACAGCACAUUCCUAGAGGACGAGGCCGUGCCUGAAAAGUUCCGCGCGCGGCUAAAGGACUACUUCCGCUCGGGCUACGACCGAGGCCACCAAGUCCCCGCGGCCGACGCGCGCUGGAGCCAAACCGCUAUGGACGAGACCUUCUUCCUGACCAACAUGUGCCCGCAGGUGGGCGAGGGCUUCAACCGGGACUACUGGGCGCACUUCGAGGACUUCUGCCGGGGACUGACUUCGCGGUAUCCCAGCGUGCGCGUCGUCACGGGCCCGUUAUAUCUACCCAAGCGUGAUCCCACAGACAACAAAUGGUACGUGCGGUACGAAGUCAUCGGCAACCCGCCGAACGUCGCGGUCCCGACGCACUUCUACAAAGUGAUCUUCGCAGAAGACGGAGCCGUCGGCGGCAACGUAGCCGUCGGCGCCUUCGUCCUGCCCAACGCCCACAUCCCCAACGACAAACCCCUCACGGACUUCGAAGUCCCCGUCGAAGCCGUCGAGCGCGCCAGCGGCCUCGAAUUCGCCACCAAGCUCCCCGCCCAGCGGCGCAAGCGCCUCUGCACAGAGGCCACCUGCGCCCUCGUCAUCAAAGACUACGCCAACCGGCAAAAGGCAUUUGCGAAGUCCCAGGGCUCUUCUUCGGCCGUCGCGAAGCGCUAGGACAGACGUUUCGUCUCGUCUCGUUAUCGCCACCUACCUACCUAUAUUUAACUCGAUUCGCGACAUCUGGGGACAUCUGGGGACA